AUAGGAGCAGCCCAGUGCAGGUGAAGGCAAUGAGUAAUCAGCACAGUCAAGGUGAGCUGAAGGGCUGGAAUCAUGACAAAUACACACUGAAUGCUGGCUUUUUCAUUUGUCUUUGUGUAUUUAUUAAUUAGGGAAAGCAAUUCCUCAAUACGCCAAAGAUGGAAAACAUCAAUAAGGACAAUAUGAGCGCCACAGACUUGCAACAUUUAUUGCACCAAAUGCAAAGAACAACUUCCAUGCUGGAAGAGAGAUUGUCCAGCACCAUAACCCAUGGUUCAUCAACUGGAUUAAGUUCCUCUUCAACAGACACACAUGCAAUAGCCUCAACUUCAUCUGUAGCCACAUCUGCAUUAUAUUCCAUGACAAUGCCAGCUGCACCUUUCUCAACGUCAUCUGUUCAUCAGUCUCCUCAUAGUUUUUUAUGUGCCACGCCCUGUCAGUCUCCCAUCAGGGUCGAAUUCAACACAGUCACGUCUUCAGAGCAAUGCAAGGCCGAUCUUUGAGCUUCUCCUUAUGCUUCCUUUUCACCGCAAUCCACCAGUGAGGAAGAAAUGCAGGCCAACCUUGCCAGACUUUUUAGAACUCGUAGCACUCCAAUGCGAGGGAAGUCAGUGAAACGUAAAAGAGAGGUUCCUUGGAUACAUACCUUUGUUUGCCUACCUGAACCUGAGAUGCUCUCUGUGCCACAUUUAGAGGAAAGCAGGUUUUAUGAAGCCUGUGGGAUAGGGAAAAAAGUAAUACACUUUCACAACAAUAUGGGUGAUCACACAUAUCUGACUGAGCACUUAUACAGCACCUUUCCACCACUGAGGGAUGCUGGUGGCUACACUCUGGCUAAGAGUGACAGAGGAAAGCGCUUAAUUAAGAUCCCUAUCCCUCCUUUGGGAUAUAGCAUCCAGUUCCUAAGGCAUGAGGUUGACAUCAAGAGAGCCCCUCUCUACAUUAUUCCAUUGCAGCGGGGACUUACACUAAACACACCAAUAGAGGAGGUUUGUCCUGUUAUGGAACGCUGUUUGAAUUGUGACAAGGACUUUCCACUAUUUGAACUGCAGGGACAUUUUCAUCUAUGCCAAAAAAAUGAAAAACAUUGUCUGAAGAGGUCACCAGAAUGCACAGAGGAAGGUACAAAACGUGAUGACGAUGAAGACCUUGCCACAGCCAUAAUCUUGUCCCUCCAGGAAACUGAAACCUCAUCUUGUCAAUCUGCAGAAGUACAGAUAGAGGAGUCCCCCAUUUUGAUACCAAAUAUCAGCAACAUCGACACGCAGUCCACUGCAGAAAUUGAAAAUGAGUGUAGAUAAUGGCGACUACAGGAAUCUGGGACAAAUGAUAAGUGUGGCCCUUGUCCAUGGAGGAAUCAAGCCCUUAUUUUUUUCCUGGCGAUUAUACCACAGCAUAGCCAGUCGUCCAACACCCCCAGUCACUCUUGAAGAAGUGGAUGACAGAGAACUGCAGGAGCAACUGCAAAGGGUAAUAACUGCAGAAACUCGGGAUGCCAUAAUGGAGGCUUCAGGUUCUCUUUGUCUUCUUGGCUGUUCUGCAGGUCUCCGAAGUCUGGAUGAAAAGGAGUACUUUACACAACAAGCUCUAAGGGCAUAUGUCGAAGGAAGGACACACAAAGCUUUGGAGCAAUUUGUGGAUGGGAUGAAUGCCAUGUGCCUUGCUGAAAAAAUAAGAAGCCACAUAGAGGAACUGGAACCACUAUUUGUGGGUGGACCCAAAGCCCUUCAGCUCCAGGACCUCCUGGAUCUUUUCAGUGUAUCUUUUGCUGAACCAGGAAGCAACCGGCACAGAGCACAGAACCAAACAGUCAUGUUUUGGAAUGACUGGCUGAUUGAGGUGGAUGGUAUGGCUUCACAUUGGAUGCUUCAAUUAUACCCUAGUUUUCCUUCAGAGGGAACGCGACCAGUGACACUGGAACAAAUAUUAGUGUUUGUUUCAGUAUUGAACUCAAUCCCCCCACUUGGGUUUCCCCGACGUCCAACCAUUGAGUUUCUUCAAUGUGAUGAUGGCAGUAGAAAACUGUAUCCAGAGGCGAACACCUGUGAGGUCACUCUGCGCCUCCCCAUCCACCAGACCUAUGACAGCUUUGUGCUCUACAUGGAGUCUGGCCUGAUACAGGCUCCAACGUUUGGAUUCCUUUAGAAUCAAACUUGAUUUUUUUGUUUUGUUGUUGUUGUUCUAGUGUGUGAGGUCAAAGGUUAGUUUCAUUGACAUCAGUUUAAGUUUGUCUGCGAUAUAAAAUAAAAUAAUGCAUUUUCAGUUAAAAUGAAAAAAAGUUAUUUUCAUGAUUGUCAGUUAUGGUUGCAAAAUGUUUGUAAUUUGUGAGAUGAGCAGUUUUGGUUGUGGAUUUAUUUCAUUAUUUUAAGGAACAUAUUCUUGCAAAUAAAGCCUAUAGUGACUUUCCCCAA
Messenger RNA from Girardinichthys multiradiatus, 2411 nucleotides. Its product is annotated as G2/M phase-specific E3 ubiquitin-protein ligase-like. Lineage: Eukaryota; Metazoa; Chordata; Actinopteri; Cyprinodontiformes; Goodeidae. The transcript is spliced from 11 exons. Gene Ontology annotation, molecular function: ubiquitin-protein transferase activity. The coding region runs from base 552 to 1301 and encodes 249 amino acids. The record is from RefSeq and is a predicted model, not a curated record.